AUGGAAAAAAAGUACUCUGGCAUGGUCUUUACCAAGACUCCGUCGCUUGUUCCAAGAACCGAGGAGGAGAAAGAGAUAUUCGCCAACCUCAACAGAAAGAUACACAAGAACGAUUUGGAAGAUGACUUCUUUGAGCUUGCUCUGGGUCUGCGCGAGGGCCCAGAAGAAGACUCAGACAGCGACAUGAUGGACGCAUCUGAUGGCGAGAGCCACUUUUCGCUUGAUGAGGAGCACCCACUUGGGAUCUCUGCUCAGAGCUGUCCUGCAGAAAAGAGCGAUGCUCCUGCUGAGUCGCUCAAAAAAGACUGCUUUGCCUCUCUUAUUGAGCAGGUGAACAAGCAGAGCGGCGGGUCCUUCUCUGCUCUUUCCAAGCUUUUUACAAAAGAGAAAAGAGUCAAGAGAACAAGAAGACCGGAAGUGUCAAUUGAGGAGUGCAACAACAUCCUCAGCCGAAUGGGAUCGCAUGCCUCAAACUACACAGAGACGUACGAAGAGGAGGAAGCUCAAGUAAAACCAAAAGCGAGAGCAAAAACCCCAAAGAAGCAGAAAGUUGAGGAAAAGUGCGAGAACUGGGAAGACACGUUUACUAGCACAAUACAGAACCAGCCAAAUAUUAUAUAG
Molecule: messenger RNA, 621 nt
Organism: Nematocida ausubeli
Lineage: Eukaryota; Fungi; Microsporidia
Exons: 1
Coding region: 1-621 (206 amino acids)
Source: RefSeq, a predicted model, not a curated record